Molecule: messenger RNA, 4707 nt
Organism: Microcebus murinus (gray mouse lemur)
Lineage: Eukaryota; Metazoa; Chordata; Mammalia; Primates; Cheirogaleidae
Source: RefSeq, a predicted model, not a curated record
AGCGAUCCUCCCACCUCAGCCUCCAAAAGUGCUGGGAUUAUAGGUGUGAGCUACUGGGCCAGGCCUGAGUAGUAUUUUUGAAGUGAUCAUCAUUUUCUCGAUGUUCUGCCCUGCUACCUUUCAUAAAUCAUGUGACCUUAUAUGCUUUAGUUUGUUUCUGGGCUUUCUGUUUCUUUGACCAUUUUUCUAUCUCUAUACCAAUCAUUGUCUUAAUUUCUGUAACUUUAUAAUGCAUCUUAAUGUUUGGUAAAGCAAUUUCUGCCACCUCAUUGUUUAUAAAUUAUUUUGAUUAUUCUUGGCAAUUUGAAUUUUGUGUAAAUUUGAGUCAGCUUGUUCAGUUUUACACACAGACACAAAUUCAGAGUUUGAUUAGAAUUAAGUCUGUUGAUCAAUUUGGGUGAAAACUGAUAUUUUUAUAGUAAUGACUCUUCUAGUCUGUUUUGGUUGUCUUUUAUGCUUCUGUUAAAUUUUUAAAUAUUCUCUAUGGAGAUCUUGCACAUCAUUGUUGGUUUAUUUCUAGGUACUUUUAUUUUUUGAUACCACUGUAAAUAUAUUUCUUGAGGCUACUUUUUAAAGUAUAUUUGCAGAGAUGAUGUUGUAAAAUAUAGCUGAAAAGUCCAUUAUCAGUGAUCUUGUACCAAGUGCUAAAUCUGUUAUUUAAUUGAUCAUUAUUAUGACUAUCAGAUAUAACCUUUACCUUUUCAGUCAAGUACGCUCUAGAUACUUGGCGAUACUAGGUCACAAGGUCUGUUCCAGUCUUCAUGGCUUCUUUGUCACCCCCUUUUUUUCUCCCCCACAUGUUUUUGAUUAAUCCAUGAUUCUUUUUUCAAGUUUUCUUUUGUAAAUUCUUGAACCUUUUCCUUGUCCUAAAUCCUUGUGAAUUAUCUUCCUUCAGCUCCCUGUUCAGUAACUGCUUUGAGAUUCUUGCUUUUUAUGUGUGGUUUGUGCUUGUUUGUCUGAUUUACUAGAUUCUCUAAGUAUGGAUGGGUUGGUAACAAAAACGGAAGAGAAAGAAGUGAAAAUCAAUUCUCACAACAGUGCCCGGAUAGCAUUUCUACAAGGGGAAAGAAAAGGUCAGGAGAACUUAAAGAAGGAUUUAGUAAGAAGAAUAAAGAUGUUAGAGUAUGCAUUAAAACAAGAAAGGGCAAAAUAUCACAAAUUAAAAUACGGCACAGAACUGAACCAAGGUGAUUUGAAAAUGCCAACCUUUGAAUCAGAAGAAACCAAAGACACAGAGGCUCCCACAGCACCCCAGAAUAGCCAGUUAACGUGGAAGCAAGGCAGACAGCUGUUAAGACAGUAUCUUCAGGAAGUAGGUUACACAGAUACGAUAUUAGAUGUACGGUCUCAGCGGGUAAGAUCAUUACUUGGACUAUCUAAUUCAGAACCAAAUGGAUCCGUAGAAACAAAGAAUUUAGAACAGAUCCUGAAUGGAGGUGAAUCUCCUAAGCAAAAAGGACAAGAAAUCAAAAGGCCCCCUGGUGAUGUUCUUGAGACAUUCAAUUUCUUAGAAAAUGCUGAUGACAGUGAUGAAGAAGAGGAAAAUGACAUGAUUGAAGGCAUCCCAGAAGGAAAAGACAAACAUCGCAUGAAUAAACACAAAAUAGGUAAUGAAGGUUUAGCUGCUGACCUAACUGAUGAUCCUGAUACUGAGGAAGCACUGAAAGAGUUUGAUUUUUUAGUGACUGCUGAAGAUGGUGAAGGAGCUGGAGAAGCACGGAGUUCAGGCGAUGGCACAGAAUGGGAUAAAGAUGACCUCUCCCCAACUGCUGAGGUUUGGGAUGUAGACCAGGGACUAAUAAGUAAACUGAAGGAACAGUACAAGAAGGAACGAAAGGGGAAGAAAGGGGUGAAGAGGGUCAACAGGACAAAACUCUACGACAUGAUAGCUGAUCUGGGAGAUGAUGAGCUGCCCCACAUCUCUUCAGGAAUCAUUAAUCAGUCUAGGUCAGCCUCUACUAGAAUGACUGAUCAUGAAGGUGCAAGAGCAGAGGAAGCUGAACCAAUAACGUUUCCAUCUGGAGGAGGCAAGUCAUUUAUUAUGGGUUCUGAUGAUGUUUUGUUAAGUGUACUGGGCCUUGGAGACCUUGCAGACUUGACGGUAACAAAUGAUGCAGACUAUAGUUAUGAUUUGCCUGCCAAUAAAGAUGCCUUUCGAAAGACAUGGAACCCCAAGUAUACGCUACGUAGCCAUUUUGAUGGAGUACGGGCAUUAGCUUUUCAUCCUGUAGAACCUGUGCUGGUUACUGCCUCUGAGGACCAUACCCUGAAACUUUGGAAUUUACAAAAAACAGUUCCUGCCAAAAAGAGUGCCUCUUUAGAUGUAGAGCCCAUCUACACAUUUAGGGCCCACAUUGGUCCUGUUCUGUCGUUAGCUAUUAGUUCUAAUGGAGAACAGUGUUUUAGUGGUGGUAUUGAUGCAACCAUCCAGUGGUGGAAUAUGCCUAGUCCUAAUGUGGAUCCAUAUGAUACAUAUGAGCCAAAUGUUCUAGCUGGCACUUUAGUUGCUCAUACAGAUGCAGUCUGGGGUCUUGCUUAUAGUGGCAUAAAAAAUCAAUUACUGUCUUGUUCAGCAGAUGGCACUGUUAGGUUAUGGAAUCCACAAGAAAAGUUGCCCUGUAUUUGCACUUAUAAUGGAGACAAAAAGCAUGGAAUACCUACAUCGGUUGACUUUAUAGGCUGUGAUCCAGCUCAUAUGGUGACCUCUUUCAACACUGGGAGUGCAGUAAUUUAUGAUUUAGAAACAUCACAGUCAUUGGUGAUGCUUUCAUCACAGAUAGAUUCUGGUUUACAAUCCAAUACUCACAUUAACAGAGUAGUAAGUCACCCCACGCUUCCUGUUACAGUAACUGCUCAUGAAGAUAGACACAUCAAAUUUUUUGAUAAUAAAACGGGUAAAAUGAUCCAUUCUAUGGUAGCUCAUUUGGAUGCUGUUACAAGUCUAGCAGUAGAUCCUAAUGGAAUUUAUUUGAUGUCUGGAAGCCAUGAUUGUUCCAUCAGAUUGUGGAAUUUAGACAGCAAGACAUGUGUGCAAGAAAUAACAGCUCAUAGGAAGAAAUUGGAUGAAUCAAUUUAUGAUGUUGCUUUCCAUCCAUCAAAAGCCUAUAUAGCCAGUGCAGGAGCUGAUGCCCUUGCCAAAGUAUUUGUGUGAAUCAACAAAAACUUGCAUCAUAACAAAAGGUUUUCUUGGACAGAAAGAGGGUCUGCAUCACUGCCAUCAAAAAGGUUACUGAUAUGACACUACAUGUGAUCUGCCUGGUGAAGGCUAUUUGGGGCAGGCAUAAAUUGGUGGAAAUCACAUCUUAAUGUCAGGCUCAUUAAUUUAACUGUAAUUACUGUAUUUUGUGGGACAAAAAAAAAAGGACUCCAGUAUUUGUGGCCUGUACUGGAUAUGAACUGAGCGUAUGUCUGUUUUUUAGGUGUCUUUAAGCCAAUGUGGAGUCUGAUCUUACAAGAAGACUUUUUUUUUGGACUCUGUGUGCUGCCUUAGGGUUAGGAAUGUGGUGCUCUUGUUGGGGGAAGUGAGCUCCAAGAGUAGCUUUUUUUCAUCUCUUAGUGAUCUUGUGUUUAUCAGUUGAAUGACACAGAUUCCCUUUUAAACUUAUUUUGCUUUAAAAAAAAAAAAGAAAAUUUAACUUAAAAUAUUUUAGCAUUAGUUGCACAAAAUGUUUGGAUAAAAUUCUAGUUUUUAUAAGUCUUUUUAUAUAUUUAGCCUGUCACAACAGUGCUCAAGAUUGUAUUGAAGUUUUUCUGCAUUAUACAACCCUAAAACACAGAGAUCUCACUGACCCACUGCCCUGUAACCUCUUUCUUUCCUCCUUUUGCCUAAUACAGCUCAGCUAAGUCCUUUCAUAAAGAUGCUAAAUAACCUUCAUCAUCACAUAAAUGUCUUCAUAAACCAAGGACUAUUAAGUGUAUUAAAAUGAAACAGUGGGGUUUAGUACUCCAAAUGAACUCUUAAAAAAAACUAAUCUUGACAUCCUAUCACUAUGUGAUAUUUUGUACAUCUUACUGUAUUUACAAGUUUAUUUAUCAAGGAUUAUCCAUCUUGCUAAUGGCCUAUUAUUUAUUUCACUUUUUGUUGGUCUUUAUAUCCUUUUAUUAAUGUGCUAAAGGAACCUGUAUAUCUAUUUUGGAACUCUUUGAAUAGUCUAAAAUAGACUAAAAAUGGAAUAUUUUAUAGUUUAAGUUACAAACCAAGGUGGUUCCCCCCAAGAUACAUAUCUUGGUUUACCAUGAUUCCAAACAAAACUAACUUGUUUAAAAUAUUUGGAGUAAAAUUUUAUUUGCAUUACAAAUAGGAUACAAAAAUAGUUGAAUCAGGAUACAGAAAUCUGCUGUGUUGGACUAGUUAUCCCUGUUUUAUUUUUUUAGAUGUGCUUAAUUUUAUGGUGUAACUGAAGAUUUUGUUUGUGUAAUGCAUGAUUAAGACAAUAAAGUAUUUUUUCUAGUCUUCCAAAAAAUUUUUCUGAUCAGUUUGCGAGUUUUGAUGAGUUUUGUAAGGUUUUUGUUUUACAAACUAUGAAUCAGCAAAUUUUUAAGAUUGUACCACAUAGCAAACGUACAGCUGUUGAAAAAUAAUGUAUAUAAAAUGCAUAUAAUAAAUAUUAAAUUGUGUACCUGUAUGCUACUGUUGGCUACAUCAUUUUGUGUUGAAUAAUAAAGUGCAAUACUUUAUUCUCCACAAUUAAACUAGGAAAUGGAGAU